AUGCGCGAGGGCACGGCGCUGCCCGGCGGCCCCGCCGCGCCCGCGCCCGUGCCCGUGCCCGCGCCCGCGCCCGUGCCCGGGUUCCUCGCCAAGCUCUGGGCGCUCGUGGAGGACCCGCACAGCGACCACGUCAUCUGCUGGAGCGCGAAUGGCGAGAACUUUUGCAUCCUAGAUGAGCAGAAGUUUGCUAAGGAGCUGCUCCCCAAGUACUUCAAACACAACAACAUCUCCAGCUUCAUACGACAGCUUAACAUGUAUGGCUUCAGGAAGGUAGUUGCUCUGGAGAAUGGUAUGAUCACAGCAGAGAAGAGUUCUGUCAUUGAGUUUCAGCAUCCUUUCUUCAAGCAAGGCAAGGCACAUUUACUGGAAAACAUCAAGCGCAAGGUCUCUGCAGUAAGAACUGAGGAUCUCAAGGUCUGCACAGAGGACUUGCACAAAGUUCUCACAGAAGUUCAGGAAAUGAGAGAGCAGCAGAACAACAUGGAUGUCAGGCUGGCUAACAUGAAGAGAGAAAAUAAAGCCCUGUGGAAAGAAGUGGCAGUUCUGAGGCAGAAGCACAGCCAACAACAGAAGCUGCUGUCUAAGAUUCUUCAAUUUAUACUAAGCUUGAUGCAAGGAAAUUAUAUUGUUGGGGUCAAAAGAAAAAGGUCUCUGACGGACGCUGCGGGUGCUUCAACCUCCAAAUACAGUCGUCAGUACGUCCGCAUUCCUGUGGAGAGCAGCCAGGCGAUGACUUUCUCUGAACAUAAUGGAGGUGAUGAGGAUGGAAAUGGUACUGGUCUCAUCAUUCGAGAUAUCACUGAUACCCUGGAAAAUCCCACAGAUGGUCUCCUUGCUGUCGCACACACGAGCAGCAGAGCCGGAGAGACGCAGGCAGCUCUGGAUCCUGGCUUACCUGUUUGCCAAGUAUCGCAGCCAAACCAGCUGGAUUGUGCAGAACCUCGCCCACCGUUUCAUGUCAGUGAUGUCCCCAAACGCAGUGAAAUGGGGAAUGCUGCAGUGGAACUUCAUACUUCACAGCCCAGUGCUCCAGAAGACCCUGUGUCAGUGAUUGACUCCAUCUUGAAUGAGAACAACUCUGGAGGCCAAAAUGAUCCUUUGCUGGACAGAGAGGAAAUUCAGGAUUUUCUCAAUUGUAUUGAUGCCAGCCUUGAAGAACUUCAAGCAAUGUUAUCUGGGAAGCAGUAUAACUUCGGCUCAGAAGCAUUCAGCGAUACGCUUAAUCCUGAGCUACCAGCCCUAGAUAUGGGCUUGAUGGAAGCUUCCCCUGGUAUGGAAAAUAUCGCAAGCUUGGCAGAGAGCGCUGAAGAUCUGGGAGUGAGUGAGCGAGAAACCACAGGAAGCAAAGAUAUGCAGCUGAUACAGUACCGGGCCAACCCUCUGCUCUCCUUAUUCGAAGAGCUUCCUUCCAGUGACACUGCAGGGAAAAUGGAGGAUCCGAAAGACCUUCUGUUGCCCGCCUUGGAGGAGAAACCUGCUCCUCAUCCGCUGUCAGAUAGUGAAACUGUCUUGCCGCUAGCAGCUCCAGCAAGCCAGGCUGAGCCUCUGGAUGCUCUGGGAAUGGGUGAUCCCCCUCUCCUCUCAGAAGAUGCAAAUGGAGAGUAUAAACUGUUUCCACUCUUGCUCCUCAGUCCUGUUGCUAACUUCAUAGAAGAGGCCUCCGAGAUAGAAACUUCUUGAACUCACAUCACAUCCAUCACUGGCUUAGUGAUAUGAAAUAGACAACAAAGAAAUGGAUCGGGAAGGAGUUCGACCUCUCUCCUCGCCUGUGUCCUGGGAAGAAAGGGCUCUUCCUGCAAGCCAAGAGCACGUCUGGAAAAAUUGAAAACAAGAGAUGGGCGGAGUGAAGGCACUGGGCGGAGGGGAAGACCAGCCUGCCUGUAAACAUGCCGCAGCAUAUUCCCUAACUUUUAUAUCCAAUAUCCUUAUUGCAAAAGGAAAUCUGUUUGUAUUCUGUUUGUAAAGUUUGGCUGGAUUUUUCUGUUGUUUUUUUAGCUAGAUAGUGACGUGCUGUGUGAUAUUUUAAAGGUGGGUUUUCCUCUUCCCGAGAGCCUGUUUCAAUCUCUGUUGUUUGGAACUAAGGUUUCUUUAAAUGUUGCUUUAUAUUGAGAUUUUAAGGUUUUUUUUUUUUUUUGUGAUAGUUUGUGGCUACAACUCUUUGCAUCUGCUUAGGUCACUUUUGUACUCCUAGAUUUGCUCCUAGGUACAGGGAACAUUUUUUCCUAUGGAAAAUUACAUUUUAACUGUGGAAUAUUACUUUUUAACAUGCUAUCAUGCCUCCAUUGCCACAGAUUGUAGGUGUUGUGGUAGGAAGCGCUUGCCGCCCUGCAUAAUGCUGGUUUCUCAUGCACAUUGCAUGGCACUUCUCCUUGGGCCACUCGCAACUCGCUCGCAGGCUACGUGUCCCUAGGAAUUGUGGUUCACAUCUAGCAAAGUCCGGCACCUUCCCUUAACAUGAGGUAGUAGGGAAAGGAGUCGUGGGGUAACUGACAUUGACACAGGGUGUUUUAUUAAGGUUUCUCCCCUGCUUGCAGCAGUUAAUUGUUUCCCUGACACUACGUGAACACAGGACUUCCACCUGCACUUUCUGCCUGUGGAAUCUUAAAGCUAAAUUAACUGGAUCCGUUUGAGUCCUUUGACAGCAAAUUACAAAAAACAGUGUCUGCUUAAUCAAAAACCUCUUCUCCUGGAUUCCUUUCUGCAAUGUUUUAGUGACUCCUGUGAGCAGCUGCAAUGUGGACACUAGCCCUGGUGUCAGCAGAAUAUCAAGUUCUCCUCCACUGAGACUGGGUUUGUGACAGUCUGCUCUAUCCCUCAAACCCAAGACCUGUGGUGGGGAUCCCAGGCCGUUGAGGCUGAAGAGGCCUGGAGGCAGGCAGAAACCCCACUGUGAAACACCAGGGGGUAUUUCCCACCAGUGCCAUUACUUGGAAACUUGUCAAGUUUCAGGAAUUCAGGCUGCCUGCAGGCAUUGUUCUCACCUGAACCAGUAAGAUUUGACAUCCGGCAUUCUCAAGAAUGUUAGUCUGGCGUUCUGAAGCCUGCUGCAUCACAUGCGUUGCCUGUGCUGGCCCUGCCCAAUUGGAUUUGUGCUACCUUGUCAGAUCUCUUGAGCUCAGAGGAGAAUCUUACUGCUGAGGGAGGGUACAUGUGUCCUCUUACUCCCAAGCUUCUGAAACUGUUCUUUACCUUGUAGCGUGUCCUGUUCGUGUCUGUUGAAUUGCCUUUUGCCAAGUGUGUCAUAUCCUAGCUAUUCCUAGGUUUUCCUUGGCUUAACUUCUUGGGACAAAGGGCUGAACAGUCUCAAGUUUUUGUUGAGCUACAGGGAGAGGGAGGAAAUGAGUGCAUUGUGUGUCUGCAUUUCUUCCCAAAGGCCUCAGUUUUGCAGUGAAGCAAUGAAAACCAGACUUUUCUACUGUGCUGCUCUGAGAGCACAGUGGAGACUGCUGUGUUCCCUGGGAGGCUCAGCAUCCCUGACAGGUUUGACUGCAGUGUAGUUCCCGGGGUGGGGCACUGUGAUGCUCUUCCCUCGCAGUGUGUCUCCCUGGCAGACAGCUGCUCUGAUUGCAGAGGAGUUUUUGAUGCACUUUUUCUCUUCAAGAGUUAAGGAAGAAAGGCUUAAGAGAGCUGCAAAUAAACACUUGUGAAUCUCUCUGGUUUGUGCACUGGUCUAGGAAAAGUGCGUGCUUAUGCAAGUUUCCUAAGACUGAUCGCAAUGGGAAGGGGAAGGUGGAAGAGCAAGAGGAAACAACAAGCUGAAGUAAUUAAACUCAAGAGUUGCAAAAGCAU
Molecule: messenger RNA, 3789 nt
Organism: Cuculus canorus (common cuckoo)
Lineage: Eukaryota; Metazoa; Chordata; Aves; Cuculiformes; Cuculidae
Product: heat shock factor protein 3-like
Exons: 13
Coding region: 1-1680 (559 amino acids)
Biological process (GO): regulation of DNA-templated transcription
Molecular function (GO): DNA-binding transcription factor activity; sequence-specific DNA binding
Source: RefSeq, a predicted model, not a curated record